CUCGUUUCUUAGGCAUGAAUCGUGGUGAGCGGGAAAACAACCCUCCGAUUUUGGGAACCGAAAUCACGAAAACUACAAACAGCAUCCAGGAAAUACGAACUCGGAUGCACCAAGAUUGUGAAUCGUCCAAAUGAUCGUUAGAUCAUCAACGAUAUUAAUUGUUUAGGGGGAAUAUGAAAUGGUUGAUUGUUAUCAAGUCAUUUUUUAAAAAAAUGAAUCUUUUUGUUCGGCGAGAUGAGUUAUAGAGUGGGCCCCUGAUAAGGCGUCAUCGCCCGCUAAAAGGUACAGGAACCAAACUCCGAAAACCGCUGUUUGCUUUUUCUUGAAACCCGCGCGGCCACCGACAUUGAAACAGAUCUUCCUUCUUAAUAUCAAUUUACUUAAAAGGAGUUUCGCAUCGCCAGGCCCUUCACCCAUCAACUCCGACCCCAAAACCCCAAUCAUCCCGCCCAAAAGCCCUCACCUUGAAAAAAUGGCAACCAACAUCACCUGGCACGAGUCCCUCCGCCGCAGCGAGCGUGAGACGCUCCGCGGACAGCGCGGAUACACGAUCUGGUUCACUGGUCUCUCUGCGUCCGGAAAGUCUACCAUUGCGACGGCGCUCGAGCAGCACCUUUUGCACCUUGGUGUGGGCGCGUACCGUCUGGAUGGCGACAAUGUGCGCUUUGGGCUGAACAAGGAUCUGGGCUUCUCGGAGGCGGACAGGAACGAGAACAUUCGCAGAAUUGCAGAGGUCGCGAAGCUCUUCGCCGAUGCCUCGACGGCGACUCUCACAUCUUUCAUCUCGCCCUACAAGGCCGACCGCAAGAUCGCCCGCGACCUGCACGCCACCGUUGCGGAUGGCGACGAGCCAAUCCCCUUCAUCGAGGUGUACGUCGACAUCCCCAUCGAGGUUGCCGAGCAGCGCGACCCCAAGGGCCUGUACAAGAAGGCACGCGCGGGCAUAAUCAAGGACUUCACCGGUAUCUCUGCGCCUUACGAGGCUCCAGAGGCGCCGGAGAUCCACAUCCGCUCUGACAAGGUCAGUGUCGAGGAUGCGGUGGUGCAGAUUGUGGAGUACCUGAAGUCGAAGAACCUGCUGCCGGCGGCUGCGCUGAAAAACUAGGGGAGGGAUGUAGGGAGAUAUUUAUGAUUACGAUGAUGG
Pseudogymnoascus verrucosus is the source of this 1144-nucleotide messenger RNA. RefSeq names its product Adenylyl-sulfate kinase (gene MET14). The transcript has 3 exons. NCBI's taxonomy places the organism in Eukaryota, Fungi, Ascomycota, Leotiomycetes, Thelebolales, Thelebolaceae. The record is from RefSeq and is a predicted model, not a curated record. Gene Ontology annotation, biological process: sulfate assimilation. The coding region runs from base 473 to 1105 and encodes 210 amino acids. Gene Ontology annotation, molecular function: adenylylsulfate kinase activity; ATP binding.